AUGCCUCGCACAACGCUCGGAAAGAGGACUCGCAGCAGUGCGUAUCCUAUCCUUUUGGAAACCCCUACCAAGCCAUCUCGUCACUACGACGCAUACAACGGCCAUGGACAUGACGAAGAGAACCGGGAUCCUCAGGACGCCCCUGAAGCUCACGAUGCCGUCACCAUCGAGGUCGAGGCGGUGCAGGAUGCUCCUCGAAAGAGGCAGCGCUCCGAGUCACAGACAUCCGCUAAAAAAACCCCCGUCACGCCUUCCACGCCCAGGCACCGAGAUGCUUUGAGUAGCUACCCAACUACGCCUCGGCAUGCAGUCAUGUCGGCCGGAAGACUCUUCAAGCGCCUAACUCCCAGCUCUCCGUUGUCACCGUCGACAAUCCAAACUGUCUAUCAUUCCGCUCGACAACUCUUUGCCCGUGGCGCAGAGCCUGGUCAGCUCAUAGGCAGGGAGUCGGAGCGGGAGCAGCUCUCCAACUUCUUGAGCCGCUGCACAUCAUCAGUUCCCCAUGGUUGUCUGUACAUCAGUGGGGCGCCGGGCACGGGAAAGAGCGCCAUGGUCAGCGAAAUGACCCGAGAUUACGCUCAACGUCACCGCGUGCAGACUGCCUACAUCAACUGCAUGAGCGUAAAGUCGUCCAAAGACUUGUACACUACCCUGCUCACCGAGCUUGGCUUGAACGGCGGCCUCCCGGAAAGCGAGGCAAUUUCGGCACUUCAGCAGGCGUUUUGCCCAAAGACGGAAUCGCCAGCGGUUUAUCUAAUCACUCUGGACGAGAUUGACCAUGUUCUGACCAUGGGCCUUGAAAGCCUGUAUCGAGUUUUUGAGUGGUCACUGCAAAAGUCAUCUCGACUUGUCUUGAUUGGCAUUGCCAAUGCUCUGGAUUUGACUGAUCGGUUUCUUCCGCGGCUCAAAUCAAUGAACAUGAAGCCGGACCUGCUGCCAUUCCUGCCGUACACAGCACCUCAAGUCAAAAAUAUCAUCACGUCGAGGCUCACAUCUCUUAUGCCAGACAACAGCAAAGAAGGCUAUGUCCCUUUUAUUCAUCCUGCAGCCAUUGAGCUAUGUUCUCGGAAAGUCUCUAGUCAGACAGGAGACCUUCGAAAGGCUUUCGAGAUAUGUCGCCGCGCGCUGGACCUGAUUGAGUCCGAAACCAGAUCGAAACACGAAGAGGAGGCGAGAGAAAAGCUUGUACAAAUGACACCCUCAAAGAGGCCGUUGGGCGAGAACGUGAAUGGAGCUUUGGGCUCUGGAUCAUCGAGAAGCCUGUUGCAACUCAUGACCGCUUCUCUCAAAAGCUUGACCGCAGAGACGGCACCUCGAGCAUCCAUCGGCCAUCUCAAUAAGAUCACCGCUGCCGCUUUCAGCAACGGCACGACCCAGCGGCUCAAAACCCUGAAUUUGCAACAAAAAGUGGCACUGUGUGCCCUGAUGGCCUACGAGAAGAGAAGCAGAGCAGCGAUCAAGUCCCUGAAGGCGCCGACCACCCCAUCAAAGUCCCAUUCCCUGGCCCCAACCAUCAAAACGCUCUUCGAUACGUACUGUCAGCUAUGCACGCGAGAUUCUUUGUUACACCCACUCUCGAGCUCCGAAUUCCGCGAGGUGGUUGGCAGUUUGGAGACGCUAGGACUUGUUGGUGCAGUGGAAGGAAAGACGGGCGGCCUGACAAUGGCUCAGACGCCCAGCAAACGCGGCCGAAGGGCCACCAUCGGCACUGGAGACGACAGGCGAAUCGCCAGCUGCGCGGGCGAGAAGGAGAUUGAGUCGGUGGCGGACGGGCCAGGUGCUGGAAUCUUGAGGAGUAUCCUGUCUGGGGAAGCCAUGGAUUAA
Ustilaginoidea virens is the source of this 1824-nucleotide messenger RNA. RefSeq lists its product as uncharacterized. NCBI's taxonomy places the organism in Eukaryota, Fungi, Ascomycota, Sordariomycetes, Hypocreales, Clavicipitaceae. Gene Ontology annotation, molecular function: DNA replication origin binding. The transcript has 2 exons. Gene Ontology annotation, biological process: mitotic DNA replication checkpoint signaling; cell division; DNA replication initiation. The record is from RefSeq and is a predicted model, not a curated record. Bases 1 to 1824 code for a protein of 607 amino acids. Gene Ontology annotation, cellular component: nucleus.